UUAUGCGUGAACUGUCAGCAAUAAACCAACAUUCUCCAACUUGGCACCCUUCAGAUAUGUGGAACAAUCCCUUAAUCGCCAGCCAGCAUUUUGGGCCAAUGGGAAUUGUAGUCCAAAAUAUUUGAAGGUACCCAGUGAAAUAGGUUUGGACUGUACAUUCCUCAGUGUGAGGCUGUUAGACUGAGGGACAGAAUUCUGGACCACAGGUACACGUGGGCAACAUACAUUGAUCUAAAUUUUUUUGAAUACCCACUAAUGUAGACGAACACUAGCCCAUCUUUCCCUUUGAUACCACAGUUUGAGGGAGAAUUUUUUUUAAACGCCCUCCUCUGCAGCCGUUAUGUGGCCGGACAGCCCUGAAUUUCACCACCCAAACUCUGCUUAGACGACAUACCGUCCCUUCAACGUAUAACGGAUAUAAUUCGGCCUGGUAGGGGUAAAAAAACACUAAAUAAAAAUCCUAGUUGAUGUACAUUUUUGCAUGGCGUGCGUUGUUUCUUCAUGGUUUGCUUUUCUUGCCACGCCUAUUGUUAGUUUUGCUUUAGCCACCACAAUAAUAACAGCAGCAGUAAUAAUAAUCUCACGACACUUGAUGUGAUCGGAAGAAGGUGAAUGAGAAAGCACGCAUUGUCCUGCUUUUAAUUGCGGCGAAGGUGGGAAGGGCGGCGAUUGGCUGCAGGUUUGCCACCACCAAUCCGCCGCUUGCGGAGUAGGAAAAGCCUCCUCCAUCCAUCUAUCCCCUCCUCCUCCUCCUACCCCUCUUUGAGCAAAUAAAAAAAGAAAAACUGAAAAGACGCGUGCCCGGGCAGCCUUCCCCAACUCCGUCUCCUUCCCUUCCCUUCCCUUCCAGCCUGUCGCACAGGUACGCCCGGGAGUUUUUCGCCCAGCUUUUCCUCUCAGCCGUCAUAAGCAAAGCAGGCUCCCUGAGGCGAUCCCGUCUCUGCCUCUUCCCGCCCAAACAUGGCUGCGAUCCUCGCUCCCUCGACCCUCGCCGCCGCCGCCGCCGCCACCUUCCUCCGCCGGCUGCUGUGGUGCUGCCCCAUCUUCUUCGUCGUCUGGCUGGAGACGGGCCGUUGCACGCCCAGUUCGGCCCCGGAGGAAGCCGCGCAAGAGGUGCUGAGCCCGGAGGCGCCCCUGCCGGAAUCCGCCUUGCAGAAGCCCACCGUGUUCUUAGCCAUCCUCGCCCGGAACGCUGCCCACUCCCUGCCCUAUUUCCUGGGCUGCGUGGAGAGGCUGAGGUACCCCAAGGAGAGAAUGGCCGUCUGGGUAGCCACUGACCACAACGUUGACAAUACAACAGGCAUUCUGAGAGAGUGGCUGAAGAAUGUACAAAAAUUGUACCACUACGUGGAGUGGAGGCCCUUGGAUGAACCUCUGUCUUACCCAGAGGAAAUUGGGCCCAAACAUUGGCCAUACUCCAGGUUCACCCAUGUGAUGAAGCUGAGGCAAGCUGCUUUAAGAACAGCAAGGGAAAAAUGGUCUGACUACAUCAUGUUUAUAGAUGCUGAUAAUUUUCUGACAAACCCAGAAGUGCUAAACCUGAUGAUAGCAGAGAAUAAGACCAUUGUGGCACCAAUGCUGGAAUCUCGGUCUCUCUACUCUAAUUUCUGGUGUGGAAUGACACCACAGGGCUACUAUAAGAGAACACCAGAUUAUCCGCUGAUCAGAGAAUGGAAGAGGACUGGAUGCUUUGCUGUCCCAAUGGUCCACUCUACAUUCCUGCUUGACCUGAGAAAAGAAGCGUCAGAUAAACUGAUGUUUUAUCCCCCACAUCAGGACUAUACGUGGACCUUUGAUGACAUCAUCGUCUUUGCCUUCUCUAGUCGCCAGGCAGGCAUUCAGAUGUACAUCUGCAACAGAGAACAUUAUGGCUACCUCCCAAUGCCUUUGAAAGCUCAGCAGACCCUGGAGGAUGAAAUUGACAGUAUCGUUCAUGUGCUCAUUGAGGCAAUGAUUGACCAUCCUCCAAUUGAACUUUCAGAGUAUAUCACCAUUCCCCCAAAGAACCCAGACAAGAUGGGAUUCGACGAGAUUUUCAUGAUAAAUCUAAAGCGCAGGAAAGACAGACGGGAUCGGAUGCUGCGUACUUUGCACGAGCAAGAAAUUGCAGUCAAGGUAGUGGAAGCUGUGGAUGGAAAGGCAUUGAACACAAGCCAGCUGAAAGCUCUCAAGAUAGACAUGCUUCCUGGAUAUCGCGACCCUUACUCCUCAAGGGUGCUGACCAGGGGAGAGAUUGGUUGCUUCCUUAGCCACUACUAUAUCUGGAAGGAGGUGGUGGAUAGGGGGAUGGAGAAGACUCUGGUCAUUGAAGAUGAUGUGCGGUUUGAGCACCAGUUCAAGAAGAAGCUCACGAAGUUGAUGGAUGAUAUUGAGAGUGCUCAACUUGACUGGGAGCUCAUAUACAUUGGCCGGAAGCGGAUGCAGGUGGAGCGUCCAGAAAAGGCUGUUCCCAAUGUCAUGAACCUUGUGGAAGCCGAUUACUCUUAUUGGACACUGGGCUAUGCAAUCUCUUUGCAAGGUGCCCAGAAGCUGAUUGGGGCUCAGCCUUUCAACAAGAUGUUGCCCGUUGAUGAAUUCCUGCCCAUCAUGUACAACAAGCACCCAGUUGCCAAGUACAUGGAAUACUAUGAACACAGAGACUUGAAAGCUUUUUCCGCAGAACCUCUGCUGAUCUAUCCAACACACUAUACUGGGCAGCCAGGUUACCUCAGUGACACAGAAACGUCUACCAUUUGGGACAAUGAGACAGUGGCCACAGAUUGGGACAGAACACUCUCUCGAAAAUCCCGGCAGCAGGGACAGAUUCACACGGAUGCCCAGAACAAGGAUGCUUUGCCACCUCAACCCUCUCUUGGGGCAUCAUCUGCCAGGGAUGAGCUAUGACUGUCCACUUGACUGAGGGACCCUAUGAAUACCAGCAAGAAAAGAAUCUGCCUUGUGCUCCAUCGUUUUUUUGGCCUGGAACCUUCCAGGGAUAUUUGUGUGCUGUCUUAAUUGGCAGACACAGUCAAUUUGAAUUGAGGUGACUAUAACUAAAAUAUGCCUCUUAUUCUCUGGGCGAGUUGUUGAACCUGAUUGAGUCAGGGUGGUAGACUUCUAAGAAAUACUGUAUUGAUGGUGAGCCAUCCUUUUGGUUUCUGCGUUUGUAACCAGAAAAACCUCUGUUGAGCUGCUGGAGGACUCUA
This is a messenger RNA of Pogona vitticeps (central bearded dragon), 3185 nucleotides long. RefSeq names its product collagen beta(1-O)galactosyltransferase 2 (gene COLGALT2). Gene Ontology annotation, molecular function: procollagen galactosyltransferase activity. NCBI's taxonomy places the organism in Eukaryota, Metazoa, Chordata, Lepidosauria, Squamata, Agamidae. The record is from RefSeq and is a predicted model, not a curated record.